AAAAUAAUUCUCAUAAGGUAGAAGAAGAUAAUUGUUUUAAGUGGGGGAGACUGCGGUCCCAUGCGGCCAAGUCUCCUUUAAUACCCGUUUUAAUGGGGAUUAGUUGGAAACACAGGACCACUCUUUCCCCAACCUCGGUCGUCGGCGCCAGCCCCCUGUAUUCAGAAUAUUUUCUCCCCCCCCUCUCCUCUUUCUCUCUAGUAGCACUAAGAGUACUACUUGUAGCAGAGGAGUAGCGGUGAUACAAAUCUCCGAAGGUCCAAUUCAUCUCGGUGCUCUGGUGAAAGAAAGCAGAGGGGCCGACAGAAGCCCAUCUGAGAAAAGUUUUUUUUAAGUGUGGAAGAGAGGAGAGACAGAGAAAGCAGAGAGAGAGAGAGGGAGGGAGGGAGGGAGGAAAAAAAGAAAAAAUAAAUUUUCACUUUUGAGGAGUUGGGAUUCGAGCCAAUCCGAGUUUACCACCUUUUCCACCGAGGAGAAGGGAAGAGAACAAUUUAUGGAAGUCCUGCCGUAAUAAGUGUAGAAGAGAGGAGAGGGUGGUAGGCUCUCCAAAUUAAAGUACCAGGAUCUCUUUCCUUGCUUUUUUUGGUUUCCUUUGGCUCUCCUUAGACUUGCGAGCACUUGACUUGCUCAAGCGGAAGCAUAGCUCGUCCUAUGGUCUUCCGUUAAGACUUUUCUAGAGAGAAAAACCACUAUUUAUAAUGGUUCGCUUUAUGGCUGUUCUCUCCCUCACUCUUUCUCUCUCUCCCCCUCCCCAUGCCGACCUCCUGUGAAUCCAUCGAAGGGAGACCUCCUUUACCUUUCAGGCCGUGAUCAAUCCUAGAGCUUUCGUAUGAUGGCCCAUGAAUCCCACUACGCUGAAUUCUCCUCUGCAGGCCACCAGGCGAUGCAAAGCUUCGAGCCCAACCAGGAGCUCUAUGGUCUCCAAGGUGGGAUGGAGAUGUUGGGGGCACCCUCCAAGCAUCAAAGCUCCAACCUCUGGAGAGGCUUCGUCCCCCGAGACUUCCCCGAGGCAUCGAGCAAGAACUUUAUGGUCACGACCGAGACGGUGGCACCGGCAAGCCCGUGGCAGGUGGACGACUCCUCGCUGAGAUCUCUCUUUCCCUGUGAAGAGACCGGGCAGCCCAACAGGGGCCUGUCGCUGUCCCUCUUCAACCCGAAGCCCUCCGACGCCAUCGGAGUGCCUCCAUCCUGCUAUCAGAGUGAUUCCAGGGAUGGGUUGCUCUCGAGAGCAGCCAGUUCUCAUCAACAGCAGAUAUUCAUGCAGGAAGGGAGGGGUUUUGAUUCGCAUCAGCCCUUUCAGUUGAAGAAUUCCAAGUAUUUGGGCCCAGCUAAGGAGCUUCUGACUGAGUUCUGCAACCUAGGAGGAGAGAUCAGCUCGAGUAAGAGGUCCCAAAAGGCAAGCCAAUGGGAAGAAGGUGGUCCUUCUUCCUCUUCUUCUUCAUGGCAUCAACCCCUAAACUCCAUGGACCCCUUGGAGCUCCAAAGGAGGAGAACUAAGCUGCUUUCCAUGCUAGAAGAGGUGGAUAGGAGAUACAGAAAAUACUGCGAGCAGAUGAGAGCGGUGGUGUCGUCGUUUGAGGCUGUGGCCGGGAAAGGAGCAGCCACAUUCUAUUCGACGCUGGCAUCCAAGGCCAUGUCGAGGCACUUUCGGUGCCUGAGGGAUGGGAUUGUUGGUCAGAUACGAGCCGCAGAAAAGGCGAUCGGAGAGAAGGAUGCAGUUGCACCAGGGACGACGAAAGGUGAGACACCACGGCUCAAGCUGCUUGACCAGUGCCUGCGGCAGCAGAAGGCAUUUCACCAGGCUGGGAUGCUCGAAGACCACCCAUGGCGGCCCCAAAGAGGCCUUCCCGAGCGCUCUGUUUCGAUUCUUCGAGCCUGGCUCUUCGAGCAUUUCCUUCACCCGUACCCCACCGAUGUCGACAAACAUAUCUUAGCCCGGCAAACUGGACUCUCGAGAAGCCAGGUCUCCAAUUGGUUCAUAAAUGCAAGGGUGAGGCUUUGGAAGCCAAUGGUGGAGGAGAUGUACAUGGAAGAGACGAAAGAACAAAACAGUCAGUCCUCCAAUGCCACAACUGGACAGCAAGACGAUGCCAACCCUAACCCUAACCUCAACCCUGGGCUUGACCAGAAGCCAGCGCCAGUGCAGCUCCUCAAUGAUUCAGACUCGCUCUCAUCAAUCAUCAACAGCAGCCACCAUAGCGAUCAAAAAAAUACGAUGAAUGCCAAAGCUUCCCGAGAUCACAAUCCGCAGCAUCAGGUUCCAAGGGCAGAGAGCUUUGGUGUUUCCAACUUGGACUUCUCCUACAGCGGUUGUGGCAGUCGAAACUUGGGGAGUGGCGUGUCCUUAACUCUGGGCCUUCAGCAGCACAGCGGGGGAGGCAUGAGCUUAUCAUUCUCGCCUUCCUCCCAGCACUCUCUCCUCUUCUCUGGAGAGCAUGUCGACGACGGCCAGCAGGUCCAAUUCGCCAUCUUAGAUGGGGAGGCACAGACCGUUCCUUAUAGGAACAUGAUGGGGGCUCAGUUGCUGCAUGACUUGGCAGGAUAGAGGAUAAAGAAGGCAUCAAAUCUGCAAGGCUAAGAUAGAAACAUACUGACUCAAGAGCAGAUAUAUUAUACUUUUUUUGUAUAUUGUUUUGGCCGGUAGCUAGGCUAAAUAAAUUUGUGCUUUAUUGGUUCCCCCUGGUAUUAUAUUUGUAUCCUAUACGAUAGUUAUAUUAUGCAAUUGGAGAGGGCAGUGCCACUGUCAGGUGCAACUAUAUAACUAAUACAUGUUAAACUUAAUUUGUUGGACCAAAGAUAUAUAUUUAUAUA
Molecule: messenger RNA, 2811 nt
Organism: Phoenix dactylifera (date palm)
Lineage: Eukaryota; Viridiplantae; Streptophyta; Magnoliopsida; Arecales; Arecaceae
Product: homeobox protein BEL1 homolog
Biological process (GO): regulation of DNA-templated transcription
Molecular function (GO): DNA binding
Source: RefSeq, a predicted model, not a curated record